Linum trigynum is the source of this 1035-nucleotide messenger RNA. NCBI's taxonomy places the organism in Eukaryota, Viridiplantae, Streptophyta, Magnoliopsida, Malpighiales, Linaceae. The record is from the annotation of a GenBank genome assembly.
AUGAAUUCGAUGCUCAGAUCCGCCAGAACCCUGGCCACCACGGCCUCCCGAUCUUCCGUCCUCCGCCGCGGCUACUCUUCGGAGUCCGUUCCCGACCGCAAGGUCGCCAUCCUCGGCGCAGCUGGAGGUAUCGGCCAGCCGCUCUCCCUGCUCAUGAAGCUCAACCCUCUCGUCUCCAACCUCGCCCUUUACGAUAUCGCCAAUACCCCCGGUGUCGCCGCAGAUGUCAGCCACAUCAACACCAGAUCUGAGGUUACAGGAUACUUCGGUGAUGACCAACUAGGGAAGGCCUUGGAGGGAGCAGAUGUUGUGAUCAUUCCAGCUGGGGUGCCAAGGAAGCCUGGAAUGACACGUGACGAUCUGUUUAACAUUAACGCUGGGAUUGUGAAGGGUCUUUGUUUAGCAAUUGCUAAGUAUUGCCCACAUGCCCUCGUAAAUAUGAUCAGCAACCCAGUGAACUCAACAGUUCCAAUCGCUGCUGAGGUUUUCAAGAAAGCAGGAACCUAUGACGAGAAAAGGUUGUUUGGGGUUACUACUCUUGAUGUGGUCAGGGCCAAGACUUUCUAUGCUGGGAAGGCCAAAGUCCCUGUUGCAGGGGUUAACGUUCCAGUUGUUGGUGGACAUGCCGGUGUUACCAUUCUCCCAUUGUUUUCACAGGCUACCCCAAACGCCAACGUGUCAGAAGAGGAAAUCGUUGCUCUUACCAAGAGAACACAAGAUGGUGGCACGGAAGUUGUGGAAGCUAAGGCUGGAAAAGGUUCCGCUACUUUGUCUAUGGCUUAUGCUGGUGCCCUUUUCGCUGAUGCGUGCUUGAAGGGGCUCAAUGGCGUUCCUGAUGUGGUUGAAUGUACAUUUGUUCAAUCAAAUGUCACGGACCUUCCCUUCUUUGCUUCCAAGGUAAGACUUGGAAAGAACGGUGUUGAUGAAGUCCUUGGAUUGGGACCUUUGUCCGACUUCGAGAAAGAAGGGUUGGAAAAGCUGAAGCCGGAACUGCUUUCCUCCAUCGAGAAGGGCGUCAACUUUGCCAACAAGUAA